GCUGCGUUACCACGUCAGUGAAGUUUACAGGGACGGUUCUAGCCGGUUUCUUUGCGAGGCCAUAUAAACUGUUUUGAUUCGUGUUGAGUUAGUUGGAAUACUUAUAUAAUAUUCAACAUAGAAGACCGGUUUAUAUCUACAGGAACCCCCUGUUUGCUAUUUCUGUACCCAGGCGAACCAGCGUUAAUGUGAAGUCAACGUCACCGCCGCUUCCCGGGUCGCCAUCUUGGAAUUGGGGUCAGUCGUACUGGCAAGCUGUAAAAAUGGUAGACCGGAAUAUCUACAUAAUUCAAGGUGAAAUCAGCACAGUUGUUGGUGCAAUAAAACGCAAUGCAAGAUGGAGCAUUCACACUCCUUUGGAUGAGGAACAGGACCCGUUGCUCCACAGUUUUAGCCUCCUUAAGGAGAUGUUAAAUAACAUAAAAGACCUUUCUGAAAUUGAACCAAACAUUUUUCUUCGUCCUUUCCUGGAAGUAAUCCGCUCCGAAGACACUACCGGUCCCAUCACAGGACUUGCCCUAACAUCUGUUAAUAAGUUUCUCUCUUAUGCACUAAUAGAUCCUGUUCACGAAGGUACUGCCGAAGGAAUUGAAAAUAUGGCAGAUGCAGUUACACAUGCCCGUUUUGUUGGCACUGACCCAGCAAGCGACGAAGUUGUCUUGAUGAAAAUCCUGCAGGUUUUACGUACCCUGCUUCUUACUCCGGUGGGUGCUCAUCUAACAAACGAGUCAGUUUGUGAAAUCAUGCAGUCCUGCUUCCGAAUUUGCUUUGAGAUGAGGCUGAGUGAGUUAUUGAGAAAAUCUGCAGAGCACACUCUUGUCGACAUGGUGCAGCUGCUCUUCUCAAGACUACCUCAAUUUAAGGAAGAAGCUAAAAGUUAUGUUGGAACAAACAUGAAAAAGCUUAAAAUGAGAGCUGGCGGAAUCAGUGACUCUACGAAAUGGAAGAAACAAAAGAGAUCUCCAAGAGCACAGCGUCACAUGACCAAAACUGAGGCUGGAGCCGAUUCUUGUUUGCAGCCAUUAACAAAUGGUAAUAAUGUCACCAACAGUGUAACAGGCGGCUUUCCUUUUAUUGAACCUUCAUCUCCAGAUGCUACCAUGCCUAGCUCAGUAGGAAGUUCAGAAAUUGCUUCUUCUGUGGUCAGCCCCACCACUGACAGUGGUUUAGAAUUGUUAUCACAGGCUACGUCCAAGGAAGACCUCUCAGAAUUGGAUCACUCAAUUACCCCAGUGUCUCCUCUGCAAUCAAUAGGAGAUGUAUAUGUCUCAGAGCACCAGAGACAGGACGGUCAUAAGCAUGAAGAGGUCAUGAAACAGAAGACUCAAUUUGCCUCAGUGGAAUCAAUCCCUGAAGUUGUUGAAGAUAACAUGUCAAUGGCUGAUCAGUCUGACACUGCCUCAGUUCAUGAUAUGGAUUACGUAAAUCCCCGGGGUGUGAGGUUUACUCAGUCUUCACAAAAAGAAGGAACAAUCUUGGUUCCGUAUGGAUUACCUUGCAUUCGUGAGCUGUUCCGUUUUCUAAUUUCUUUAACCAACCCCCAUGACCGACAUAAUUCUGAUGUGAUGAUACACAUGGGGCUGCAGCUUAUCACAGUAGCUCUGGAGUCUGCACCCAUUUCAAAUUAUGUCUCACUUCUGGGACUUGUGAAAGAUGAGCUUUGUCGGCACUUAUUCCAGUUACUGAGCGUGGAACGACUAAAUUUGUAUGUGGCCUCCUUACGAGCAUGUUUUCUUCUUUUCGAGAGUAUGAGGGAACAUUUAAAGUUUCAGCUGGAAGUGUACAUAAAGAAGCUAAUGGAUAUAAUUACUAUAGAAAACCCCAAAAUGCCAUACGAGAUGAAAGAAAUUGCACUGGAUGCAAUUGUACAAUUGUGGCGAAUUCCCAGCUUUGUAACAGAGCUCUAUAUUAAUUUUGACUGUGAUUUCUAUUGCUCCAACCUCUUUGAGGAUCUCACAAAGCUGCUGUCCAAGAAUGCCUUUCCUGUGUCAGGACAGCUGUAUACAACCCAUUUGCUAUCCCUAGAAGCUUUACUUACUGUCAUUGAUAGCAUAGAGGGGCACUGCCAGGCUAAAAUCCUCAGCAACACUGCCCAACAGGAUAUGAAGGAGAUUGGGAAAAGCACUGUGGACAUCUCAGAAGAAACUAAAGAAUCUGGAAAUAGCAUCAACUGCUCCACUGAAGUCAAAGAUCCAAAUGUUCAUGUAGAGUCCCCUGGAGUGCGACCUCCCACAAGCGGUCAUAUAAUGGCAAACAAAAUGAACCUUGAAGCAGAGGAUGCAGAAGAUGUUGGUGAAGGAGUUGAAAAGAAUCCUGUAAGGAAACCUCAGCGAUUCUUAUCCACACUUCCGAGUGUGCAAGAAUUGAAUGACAUAAAGAACAAGAAAAAGCUGCUGAUAACUGGAACAGAGCAGUUCAACCUGAAACCAAAGAAUGGGAUACAGUUCCUACAAGAGAAAAAUCUUUUGGCAACUCCCAUGGACAACAAAGAGGUUGCCCAAUGGCUUAGGGAAAACCCAAGACUGGACAAGAAGAUGAUUGGCGAGUUUGUGAGCGACCGCAAGAACUUGGAAUUACUUGAAAGCUUUGUAGGAACAUUUGGUUUCCAAGGCUUAAGAAUUGAUGAAGGUCUGAGACUUUACCUUGAAGCUUUCCGUCUGCCUGGGGAAGCACCAGUGAUUCAUAGGUUACUUGAGGCGUUCACAGAGCAUUGGAGAAAAGCUAACGGAACUCCCUUUGCAAAUAGUGAUGCCUGCUUUGCUUUAGCCUAUGCUGUCAUAAUGCUGAACACUGACCAACACAAUCAUAAUGUCCGCAAACAGAAUGUGCCGAUGACUCUCGAGGAAUUCAGAAAAAACUUGAAAGGUGUGAAUGGUGGGAAAGACUUUGAUCAAGACAUGCUGGAAGAUAUGUAUCAUGCAAUAAAAAAUGAUGAGAUUGUUAUGCCAGAGGAGCAGACUGGCUUGGUGAAGGAGAACUACGUAUGGAAUGUUUUGUUGCACAGAGGGGCCACUCCAGAGGGUAUCUUCUUGCAUGUGGUACCAGGAAAUUAUGAUCAUGACCUAUUCACAAUGACUUGGGGGCCAACUAUUGCUGCUUUGUCAUAUGUCUUUGACAAAAGUAUGGAUGAAACCAUCAUACAGAAAGCUAUAUCUGGUUUCAGAAAAUGUGCCAUGAUAUCUGCUCACUGUGGACUAAGUGAUGUUUUUGACAAUCUUAUUAUCUCUCUUUGCAAGUUUACAACUCUUAGCAGUGAGGCAGCAGAGAACCUGCCAACUGUUUUUGGAAGCAACCCUAAGGCUCAGGUUGCUGCAAAGACUGUUUUUCACUUAGCCCAUCGACAUGGAGAUAUUCUGCGGGAGGGCUGGAAAAACAUCAUGGACUCCAUGUUGCAACUGUUCCGUGCGGAACUGUUGCCAAAGGCUAUGGUAGAGGUGGAAGACUUUGUGGACCCCAAUGGAAAGAUCUCUCUGCAACGGGAGGAAAUCCCUGCCAAUCGUGGAGAGUCAACUGUAUUGAGUUUUGUUAGCUGGUUAACACUAAGUGGAACCGAGCAGUCCAGUCUUAGAGGUCCUUCCACAGAAAACCAGGAAGCAAAGAAAAAUGCUCUGGAAUGCAUUAAGUUAUGUGAUCCAGAGAAAUUGAUCACAGAAAGCAAGUUUCUUCAAUUAGAGUCACUGCAGGAAUUGAUGAAGGCACUAAUAUCUGUGACACCAGAUGAAGAGAUGUAUGAUGAAGAAGAUGCUGCCUUUUGCCUUGAAAUGCUGUUAAGGAUUGUCUUGGAAAACAGAGACCGUGUUGGCUGCGUAUGGCAGGGUGUACGAGAUCACCUCUACCGUUUAUGUGCUCAUGCUGUGGAAUUCUGUUUCCUUGUUGAACGUGCAGUAGUUGGACUACUUCGAUUGGCAAUACGGCUAUUACGGCGAGAGGAUAUAAGUGCACAGGUUCUCCUCUCUCUGCGUAUUCUUCUAAUGAUGAAACCAAGUGUGUUGUCUAGAGUGAGUCGCCAGGUAGCUUUUGGUCUUCAUGAGCUCCUUAAAACAAAUGCUGCCAACAUCCACUCUAACAAUGAUUGGUACACGCUCUUCUGCCUGCUAGAGUCCAUAGGAGCAGGAGUAAAGCCACCAACCGCUUUACAGAUGACAAACAGGACUGAUAACGAUGCAGGUGCGCAGUCAGACAGUGAGAUUUCAUCACACCAUCCCAAUGAUGUGAGCCAUGACCGCGGGUACACAUCAGAUUCAGAGGUUUACACAGAGCACAGUAAACAAUCAAAGAUUCAUCGUCCUGUCACCGAGGUGGACAUGGUGAACAGUGGCUGGCUGGUGGUUGGAAAAGAAGAUGUUGACUCUAAAGUUGUUGCUGUAAUGAACAAACAAGUUGCAAAUAUCCAAGUGAAUCAGUACAGCUUAACUAUUGGUCAUGACUUUGGUCCACAUGAUACCAAAUCUCUCAUGAAGAGUGUUGAGUCUCUCUCUUUUAUUGUCCGAGAUGCUGCACAUGUAACCCCUGAAAACUUUGAGCUCUGUGUGAAAACCAUUCGAAUUUUUGUAGAGGCAAGUCUAAACGGAGGUGCGUGGUACAAAUCUCAGGAAAAACGGGUGAAAAGCCACAAGUAUGACAACAAAGCCUACCGAUUAAAGAAGAAAACCAAGGACAAAGACAACCAAGUCCGUCGCUCCAGGGUGUCCAUGCAACGACAGUACCGGCCUCACAGCGAUGAUGAGGAAGAUGACAGUGUGCCAGCCAGUUACCACACUGUGUCAUUACAGGUUAGUCACGACCUUCUUGACCUGAUGCACACGCUGCACACGCGGGCUGCCAGUAUCUAUAGUUCUUGGGCAGAGGAACAGCACCACCUAGAGUCAGCAGGGGAAAAGAUAACAGCAGACUCCAGGACACUGUGGUCAAGUUGCUGGUGCCCAUUGCUGCAAGGCAUUGCAUGGCUGUGUUGUGAUGCAAGGCGUCAGGUUAGAAUGCAGGCACUCACUUAUCUGCAACGAGCUCUCUUGGUCCAUGAUCUACAGACAUUAGAUGCUCUGGAAUGGGAGUCAUGCUUUAAUAAGGUGCUGUUUCCAUUAUUGACAAAACUCUUGGAAAAUAUUAGCCCAGCUGAUGUGGGAGGUAUGGAAGAGACAAGAAUGAGAGCUUCCACUCUACUUUCUAAGGUCUUCCUGCAACAUCUUUCUCCCUUGCUCUCCCUGGCUACAUUUGCUGCCCUGUGGCUGACAAUACUUGAUUUCAUGGACAAGUACAUGCACGCCGGCUCAAGUGACCUACUGAUGGAGGCUAUUCCUGAGUCUCUUAAAAACAUGCUACUAGUUAUGGACACUGCAGGAAUUUUUCACAGUGCAGACUCUAGAACUGGAUACUCGGACCUAUGGGAAAUAACAUGGGAGAGGAUAGAUUGCUUUCUUCCUCAUCUGAGGGAAGAACUUUUCAAGCAAACAGUCAUCCAAGAGCUUCCCCAUGUGGCUGCACCAGAGCACUGUUCUUCUUCUCCUACAGACUUAAGGACUUCUACUCCAGCACCGUUGGAAAAACAACCUGAAAAAGGACCAUGUGACCCAGAAUCACCAUGUGCAUCAAUACCUGCAAAUUCAGCAGCUGUGCCCAGUUCACCCUGCAAUCCGAUAAGAAUAAGUCCUGUCACAGAGAUACCUUCUAACAUUACACAAUCACCUCUCAUCUUGCACCCUCUUACAUCCCCACUUCAAGUGGGUGUCCCUGCAAUGUCACUGCCAAUUAUCCUUAAUCCAGCUUUAAUAGAGGCUACUUCUCCAGUGCCUCUUCUUUCCACCCCUCGUCCUGGUGAUUCUACAUCUGUUUCAGAGGUCAACUAAUUCCUGGCCUUGUGGACUUUGCUCCUCAAUUAAUUGUGAAUUUUGUAACACUGCUGGUCAGGACAAGACUAGGUGCUGUUUUUAUUCAAAGGACACCAUUAUUUAAGAGUAAAAUAGCCAGUUGGGUAAAUCUGCACGGGAAGGAAAUAACAUGCCUGUAAUCUUCCUGAAUUUGUGUCCCACAGUUAUCCACCUACAACAAAACAGUGACACAUUGUAUAUAAUGUAUCAACUUUUUCAAUGUAAAAUAUACUAGAAUCUAGUGUGGGAUACAAAAAGCCAUUGUUGAAUUAAAGGAAAAUCAGUUCUCAUCCCUUAACUCUUUCAGUUAAAUGUGAGACAUCGAAGUUUUAUUUUAACCAUGACAUUCCAUUGUUCUUGAAAUGUAGCUGAUUGGUAUGUGGUUUUCCCAGAAUACUAUUGUCUUCAAAUAUCUCUGCAUCAUUCAGCUGUACUUAUAGCAUGAUUUCAUUGUCAUUAACAAUAUUUUAAAGUCAUUGAACUCGUCAUCUAGGAUACAAAUAUAUUGUUAUCUCCUUUUUUUCACAAUUAGUCAUCAAUUCGAUAUCAUAUUAUCUGUGUAGACUCAGUUUAAUGUGCAGUAUACAACUGGCAAAUUGCAAUUUCUCAAACAGUUGCAAUUCCGUAUCAGAUAAUAUAUUCACAUUGUCACCAAGCGUUAAAUAAAUGUGUGAAAAUGCAGUCACUAAACCAA
This is a messenger RNA of Spea bombifrons (plains spadefoot toad), 6558 nucleotides long. It is a transcript of the gene GBF1, whose product is annotated as golgi brefeldin A resistant guanine nucleotide exchange factor 1. Lineage: Eukaryota; Metazoa; Chordata; Amphibia; Anura; Pelobatidae. Bases 264 to 5843 code for a protein of 1859 amino acids. Gene Ontology annotation, biological process: regulation of ARF protein signal transduction. Gene Ontology annotation, molecular function: guanyl-nucleotide exchange factor activity. The transcript has 40 exons. The record is from RefSeq and is a predicted model, not a curated record.